Molecule: messenger RNA, 4227 nt
Organism: Mesorhabditis belari
Lineage: Eukaryota; Metazoa; Nematoda; Chromadorea; Rhabditida; Rhabditidae
Source: the annotation of a GenBank genome assembly
AUGGGUAUGCUUCACACUUUGGAGCUGGAUAAUUUCAAAUCCUACAAAGGACAUCAGGUUAUUGGUCCGUUCUACCAGUUCACUGCGAUUAUUGGGCCAAAUGGAUCAGGUAAAUCAAACUUGAUGGAUGCGAUUUGCUUCGUGCUGGGCGAAAGGUCCAACAAUUUGCGGGUUCGAAAGCUUAUGGAUCUCAUUCAUGGUGCUCCUAUCAACAAACCUGUAGCCACCAAAUGUUCCGUAACAAUGAACUACAGAGAUGACAAGGGGGAAAUAAGAAAGUACUGCCGAGCGGUUCAUGGUUCAACAAGUGAAUUUCGAAUUGAUGGCAAAGUUGUGACUCCUCAAGUCUACAAUGCGGAGAUGGAGGAAAUCAAGAUUUUCAUCAAGGCGAAGAAUUUUUUGGUUUACCAAGGACAAAUUGAACAAAUUGCCAUGAAGAAUCCAAAGGAGCGCACGGCUCUUUUUGAAGAGAUUUCCCGAUCUUGCGAGUUCCAAGCCGAAUACGACAAGUUGAAGACGGAUUUGACGAAAGCUGAAGAGGACACACAGCAAAACAUGAACAAGAGAAGAGGAAUCGCCCAGGAAAAGAAAGAAGCAAAGAUGGAAAAGGAUGAAGCCGAAAAAUAUCAGCACAUGAAAGAUGAAUUGGAAGAAAAACAAAAGCGAAUGUUCUUAUUUGAAUUGUUCCAUAUUGAGCGACAAGCUGAGGAGGCUAAAGAGGAACUGCGUGCUAAAAAGGUUGAUGUCAAUGCUCUGAAAGAGAAGCAAGAGAAUUUGGAAGACGUGUCGACUACCAAGCAAAAGUCACUGAAGAAAGCUACUCGGGAUUAUCAUCGUCUUGACAAAGAAUCUGCUGACAAGGAGAAAGAAGUCACAGAUCAGCGCACUCGUUUCGUUCAAGCCAAACAAGAGCAACUCCAUUGUCAGAAGAAGCACGAGACUGCCAAGAAAACGCUCAAUGCUGCUCAGAAAAUGGCUGACAAUUUUAAUGAACAAGAAUCGACGCUCAAGAAGAAAUUCAAGCAACUUCAAAAGGACAGGGCCAGUGCUGAGGAAGAGCUUCGAAGUCAAUCACAAGAAAUGGACUUGCAGCUUAGUGAUACACAGACUAAUGAAUAUAAUCGACUUCGUGCUGAGACUGUCAAGCGUUCGGCUCAAUUUGAUCAAAAGCUUACAGAAAAACGAAUGAUCUUGGAUACGGAACGAUCUACUCUUCAGUAUGAAAAAGGCCGCUUGAAAGAAUGGGAGGAGAAAGUGAAGAGAAAGGAAACUGAAAUUGAGCGACAGAAGAAACAAGUGGACAUACUUGAGGAGACAAAACAUAAUCAAGCUUCCUUGUUGCAAGAUGAAAAGACCUCAUUGGUACUCAUUGAGAAGCAAGUCCGCGACAGUCGUGAUAAAUUGGAAACGUUGGGCAUCGAGCUUCAUGAAGUCUCCAAACAACUUUCGGAUGCUCACGGGGAAACUCAAGAAAAUGAACGAUCUCGUCGUCGACAAGAAGCCAUCGACAAUCUGAAACGAGUCUUUCCAGACAAGGUAUUUGGCCGUUUAAUCGAACUCUGCCAUCCGUCUCAUAAACGUUUCAAUCUUGCCGUCACAAAAGUGCUCGCCAAGCAUAUGAACUCGAUCGUUUGCGACACGGACACGACGGCGAUGGACGCGAUUCAAUAUCUCAAGGAGCAACGAUAUCCGCAAGAAACGUUUUUGCCAUCAAAUUACAUUGAAGUCCAACCGAUCAAUGAGAAACUGCGUGAAUUGAAGGAUCCAGCCGGUGUCAAGCUUGUUUUUGAUGUCAUUACGUGCACCAAUCCAGCAGCAAGAAAAGCCCUCCAACACGCUUGUGGAAAUGCGCUCAUUUGUGAAAAUUCUGAUGAUGCAAAAUAUCUUGCUUACGGACAUGCUGGUGGUGGAGAACGAUACAAGGCUGUGGCACUUGAUGGAACUCUCUUUCAACAGAGUGGAAUCAUUUCUGGUGGUGGAGCUGAUCUUAAGCAGAAAGCCAAGAAAUGGGAUGAGAAUGCGAUGAGGAAGUUGAAGGAUCGCCGUGGACAACUUAACGAUGAGAUUAACGUUAUCAAUCGCAGCAAGAAGCGUGAGAACGAUGUCGAUCAGAAGAGGACACAAAUUGCCAACUUAGUUCACCGCAUGGAGUACACUGAGAAAGAACUGGCAAGGACUCGAAGGGAGGGCACUGAGCAGCUGGAACAACAACUAGAAGUUCUUCGUUCAGAGCUUGACUCUAUUCCACCAAAGAUUGAAGAACUUGAAGAAAAGAUUGAGCACACAAGAAAGGAAUUGGAGGCUUUGGAGAAAAAGGCCAAUGCUGUUGCUGAUGAGGUGUUUGCUGGCUUUUGCAAACAACUUGGAAUUCCAAAUAUUCGCGUGUACGAAGAGCGUGAGAUGCGUUUCCAACAAGAACGUGAAGCUACCUUAAAGAAGUUCGAUACUGAAAUGGAUCGUGUGCAAAAUGAACUCGAAUUCUUGAAGAGUGAGGAUAAAUCUCAGCGAUUGAAGUCUGAACAAGAUAAGGUGAAAAAGUUGAGCACCGAAUUGGAGGCACUACAAAAACGUGAAGACAAAGAGGAAAAGUCGCUGCAACGACUUGAGAAAGAAUUAGAGGAUCUCAAGAUGAAGGUGCUUGCGAAGAAAAAUGAGUUGGAUGAAGCUGAAGCGGAGCUAGGUGCGGCGAAGAAAGAAGCUCAAGGUGCUCACCGUGAAGUUACACAAGCUGAAAAGACGGUACUUGGCCUGGAGAAUGAAGUUUCGCGAAAACAACAUGAACGACAUCGUCUUCUGCAUGACGCGAAAAUUCAACAGAUCCGACUUCCCCUUAGCGCUGGAUCUCUGGCUGACAUUGAUGCCGAAGAUGACGAGGAUGAUGAUGACUCGCAAAAUGGUGCAGGGCCCUCUCAAAUUUCUCAAGAACAACUGGACAGAGAGACAAAGAUUCGACUCAAUUACAAAGAGUUGCCAUCAGAUUUGCGAAAGGUAGAAGAAGAGGAAGAUGUGCGCCGUGCCAAAGAGAAAAUGGAAGUAGAAAUGGCUGAUUUGCACAAGAUGAUCGGUAGACUCGCUGCACCAAAUCUGAAAGCAAAUCAAAGGAUGGACGAAGUGAAGGAAAAGGAGGCAGAAGCUGGUAACGAGUUCGAGAAUGCCCGCAAAAAGGCCAAGAAAAUUCGGACACAAUUCGAGAAGGUCAAAACGGAACGCUAUCGCCGCUUCCAAGAGUGUUUUGACCCCGUUUCACAGAAGAUCGAUGAGAUUUACAAGGCUCUCUCACGAAAUCAAUCAGCACAAGCGUUUUUGGGAGCCGACAACAUGGAAGAGCCAUACUUGGAGGGAAUCCAAUACAACUGUGUUGCGCCAGGGAAACGUUUCCGACCAAUGGACAACUUAUCUGGAGGAGAGAAGACGGUUGCUGCGUUGGCUUUACUCUUUGCAAUGCAUGCUCGAAAUCCUUCACCGUUCUUUGUGUUGGAUGAGAUUGAUGCCGCUCUUGACAAUACAAACAUUGGAAAGGUUGCCCAAUUCAUCUGUGACACAGCAAAGAAUGAUGUACAGUUAAUUGUGAUCUCGCUCAAGGAGGAGUUCUAUAACAAGGCCGACGCACUAGUUGGAAUCUUUCCAGAGCCAGCAAAUUGCACCGUAUCCGGGGUGGUCACUAUGGAUCUCACAAAAUUCAAGAUUGGAGGUGGCGGCAACGACACCACGCUUUUGCAUGAGCACCUAUUGGUUCAAGAACUUUUGCGGGAUCAGGCAGACAGAUUUCGAGCUCUUGAAGGCUUGUCACUUUUGGUUUCACAGCUUAUUCGCAUUCAGGUUCCAAAUCCGGGCGCCGAGUUCUGCAUUCAUGUCACGUUGCGGAGCGUACAAACUGGUGCCCUUCUUGGAUCGGUGCUCGGUCCCAUCUCGUUUGCGCUCUUUUCUGACGGACAAAAGUUCGAUGCACGCCAGAUGAGGAAUCAAUUUAUUUCGGGAGGAAUGCAAGGUGCUUUAAUCGGGGCAAUUCUUGGACCAUGCCUCACUUGGUACUCGAUUCGCAAUAUGAGCACCAUCGCCCUGUAUGACAAAUGCUACAAGCUGAGAUUCAACUCUCAACAAAUGUGGCUGGAUCGAACGACGGUGAUUUCAGGAGCGGUCGGCGCGUUGUCGAACGGAAGUUUCGGGUUCAUCGUCGGACUCGAUCUUGCGCUCGUCUUCAGCAGUCUCAUGGGCAAAGCUUGGUCU